This is a messenger RNA of Malus domestica (apple), 1806 nucleotides long. RefSeq names its product double-stranded RNA-binding protein 3-like. The record is from RefSeq and is a predicted model, not a curated record. NCBI's taxonomy places the organism in Eukaryota, Viridiplantae, Streptophyta, Magnoliopsida, Rosales, Rosaceae. Gene Ontology annotation, molecular function: double-stranded RNA binding.
AAGCUUCACCAAUUCAUUUCGUAUUCUCUCUUUCUUCAUCUUCUCUUCUCUACCUCUUCUCUCUCAGAAGACAUUUACUAUUAAGAUGCCUUUGUCCUCAUAGACAGCCAAUGUAGGGCUGACUGAGGAAUCUUCUGGUCACUCACAACUAGUUCUGUUGGUUAUCUUUCACUCUUGAUACCUCUAAAGGCUCCUGCUUUUAAUUACAUGAGAUGUAUAAGAACCAGCUGCAGGAGCUUGCGCAGAGAAGCUGUUUCAACCUCCCUUCCUAUGCCUGCACCAGAGAAGGACCCGAUCAUGCGCCGAGAUUCAAAGCUUCCGUCAACUUUAACGGCGAGAUCUUCCAAAGCCCGGCCUACUGCACCACACUGAGACAGGCGGAGCAUGCUGCUGCAGAAGUUGCCCUCAAUAAACUCUCCACCAGAGGCCCGUCCAGGUCUCUCACUGCCAGAGUUCUAGAUGAAACUGGAAUUUACAAAAACCUCCUUCAAGAAACGGCUCACAGAGCUGGACUGAAGCUCCCUGUGUACACCACUGUAAGAUCAGGUCCCGGCCACGUCCCGGUUUUUACGUGUACCGUGGAGCUCGCCGGCAUGAAUUUUACCGGCGAGCCGGCCAAAACCAAGAAGCAAGCAGAGAAGAAUGCUGCAAUUGCAGCCUGGUCUGCCCUGAAAAGAAACCUGGGUUUUUUCGCGAACAAAGAAGCAGAAGAAGAGCAGGCUGUUGUGACGAGGUUGCUCUCAAAUUUUAGACCCAAAGAUGAUAACAACAACAAUAAUAAUAGCAAGCAAUUUAUGAGGAGGAGGGAUCCAAUUCAAGCAAGAAGAAGAAUGGUCAGAUCAUCGUCGUCGUCGUCAUCUUCGUCCAGUAGUAGUACUAGCUCUCUACAGAAUCAAAACUGGAGGCUGAUAGAUCUGUUGACAGAUUUGGUUCCACAAGUUUCAACAGUUCAAAAGCAGAGCACUUUUACAUCUCUUCUUCCUCCACCUCCUCCUCGAACCGCCUCGAAGAUUUUGCCACCAACUACAAUGCUCAACAAAGACAAGUCCCCUUCCUACCCGCCGUUAUCCAAUUAUAGGCCAAUCCCAGUACAAGUGAAUGCGAGGGGAGGUUCACAAGUCAUCCAACCUCCAUUGGAAGAGCACCAAAGGGAUGAGGAAGAAUGGCUUGGUAUUGGAACGGAGGGUGCUAGUGGUUCAAAUUCAAGUGGUAUAUUUGGUUCAGGUUCUCCAUACAGGCAAUUUCCUCCGUCUACUGCCGGAAAGUUUGGCGCUUUUGAAUUGUCCGGUCCAAUUAAGGCCGCGCCCGGUGUCAAGAUUUCAGAAAGACGGACUAGUGGAUUCCACAUGUAUAGUGGAGGGUUAAGUCCUCACAGGAAUAUUGCACCUGCAGUUCAAAUGAGAUCGGUGAUCCCAGUUUGUGCAGCACCACCGGCACCGGUGAGACCCUCCUCACCAACAAAAGUGAUGGCAAUGAAGGGCAUUUCUUCAGAAGUAGAAGCAGAAACAGGCUUAAGUUUAAGUGCUUCUACUAAUUCAUCAUCAUCAGGCAGCUCAAAGUCGAAGAUGCCCGAGUCAAGUUCAAGUUCCACUCGGCAGCUGGGUUCCGAGUUCAACAAGCUGCGGUUAGGAGGAGGCAACAAGGACGGUAAUAAGAUUAUAUAAACCAUAAUUAAAAGUUAAUGUCUUUUUACUUGGAUGGAAAUUAAGCAGCUGGGAUGACAUGUUAUUACAUGCAUGCUGGAAUUUUUGUAUAAAAGGAUGAUGGGGAUAUCUCAUAUAAUAUUUCACCUUUGGCAUGAAUCAA